Molecule: messenger RNA, 3764 nt
Organism: Megachile rotundata (alfalfa leafcutting bee)
Lineage: Eukaryota; Metazoa; Arthropoda; Insecta; Hymenoptera; Megachilidae
Product: E3 ubiquitin-protein ligase RNF167
Molecular function (GO): zinc ion binding
Source: RefSeq, a predicted model, not a curated record
CACUGUUAUUUAUGUUGAUUGAUAUGCAUCCAGUAAUUAAUCAUAAUUGCGUCUACUAGUCAAUGUGUCAAACAAAAAUUACGAAUAUUCUUCGUGUAUCAAGUUAAUGCCUUUAUUUUGCUUUGAAACAGGAAAGAUCCGUACCUCAUCUUCCUGCGAAUCGCAUUAUUCAUCGAUGUAACAUUUCUUUAUUAUUUUGAUCAAAUAUAAGUAGUAAGAAUCUAGAAUUCGUACGAUACUAUUAUAUGUGUAUGUACGCGUCAUGUUUCGUUUAAUUCAUUAACUACUUAUAGUGAAUUCAAAAUUGUUACGCAAGUUGUAAAUAAAUUCUUUUACAUCAUGAAAAAUUCAUGUCAAUUAAUUACUAGGAAAACUGAUUACUUCAUAAAAUCGGCGUAUUUAAUGCAUCAACACUAUACAACAUGAACAUGAUGAUAUUAAAAAUGUUAGCAUUAUUCUUUUAUAAUGGAUACGUUGGUAUCUGUGGACUAAAUAAUAUAUACAAUGAAGCACUUAAGAGAACUACUAACAGAAUAUUAAAAUUGACAAGAUAGCGGGUACUUUUGACACUUUUAAAAAUGAGACAGUGUUGUUUAAGCCAUCAACUUCAGUUGUGGCUUAUGUUUCUCAUUUAUUGUGUUAUAUACAAUAGAGCAGAUAUUUUAGUAUUUUCUGCAGCCGCAAGACAUCAAAUCGAAGAAGAAUUUAGAGACUUGCCUGCUAGAUUUGGAGGUUUGAUACCAUCUGAAGGCAUUAAGGGUAUGGUUGUAUAUGCAGACCCACCUACAGCAUGUCGUGAAAUACAAGGUCCCCCCAACAUUACCAAUUACAAUGGUAAUUGGAUAGCAUUAAUUGCUCGGUAUAACUGUAGCUUUGAAAUAAAAGUUCGAAUGGCACAGAAAGCAGGGUAUGACGCUGCAAUUAUACAUAAUGUAAACAGUAAUGAAUUAGAACCAAUGUCAGCGGAGGAUCCUGUGGGGAUAUUUAUACCAUCUGUAUUUGUCAGUGAAAUCACAGGAUUGAUUAUUAAAGAAAAUUAUUUAUACGAUCAGUUGUAUUUUGUAUUAAUUAACGACGAUGCCACAUUUAACAUUACACAUUUGCUCUUGCCUUUCGCUAUCGUUGUUGGGAUCUGUUUUCUAGUCAUGGUUAUUUUUAUGAUUGUUAGGUGUAUUAAAGAUAGAAGAAGACAACAGAGGCAUAGGUUACCAAAUUCAAGUUUGAAAAAAAUUCCUACGCACAAAUAUACAAAGGGUGAUCCAUACGAAACAUGUGCUAUUUGCUUAGAUGAUUACGCGGAAGGCGAAAAAUUAAGAGUUUUACCUUGUGCACAUGCAUAUCAUACAAAAUGUAUUGACCCGUGGUUGACCGAAAACCGUAGAGUUUGUCCUGUUUGUAAACGAAAAGUAUUUGCAGCAGACGAACAAGUUGUUACUGACGAAAGUGAUUCGGAUGCUGACGAUACAACGCCUUUAAUACGCGACGGUCAUCAAGGCACUCAGGGUGGAACAUUUUCGCGGCAAAGGGAAAAUCCGUUUGAUCGUGCUGGAAGAUCACAAACCAGGCAGGAUUUUAGUUACUCGGAUAGCAGUUCUGAUUCAGAGCUGUCUUUCGUUACGUCCGAAGAUAGAGAGGAUUGUGUACACAGUGGUGAACCAUCCAGUGGAACUGUUUUCAGAGCAUCUGAUAUCCAUAGCAUUAAUGGUGAGUUGCCGGAGCUAGAAUGUUCUGUGAGCAGCACUAAACCGCAUACAGUGAAUGUAUAUGUGGAUGCUCCAGAAUUCCGUGCACCCCUUGUUGAAAUUACAAGUCACAUUAUGCGAGUUGUAUCGAAUUCGCAAACAUCAAAUUCAACCGGGUCCACUCUAGCAGUUGAAAACGAAGCUACAAACGUCAUUGCCACGGAUCCUGAGAGAAAUGACAUUUCUGCAUAAAAUUCGACUAAGUUCAUCUUUUAUUACGUUUCAUAGAUUGUUUAUUAUAUAUCUCGAAUAAAAUUGAUACGCUCCUAUAAGAUGUUACAGAAUUUGGCAUAGAAUGCUAAUAACUUGUAAUCGUUAAAGAAAACAGCAUUUUUAAAGCUUAAAAAAUUUUAUUUUUUAUUUAAAAGAACUAAAUCGUUGAAAAUAUAUUUUAUAAUUGUAAGCUCUACAGUUUGUAUACCAAAUAUUCGUAUAAACUUAUUUAAUUUGUUUAGUAUUCAACAUUCUUUAAGCAUUUUUUUACGUACCAUAUUUUAUAGGAAAACAAAGAGUAAAUGCGAAUUUAUUAUCGGAAAUGAUCUGUCAUUAUUUUAAUAAUAAGAAUCAUUGUUAUCCUAUCUGCGUUGUUUUUAUUGAAUGUUACUUAAAGAAUAGAUAUUUAACAAUCAAGACUGCAAAUUAUUCUUUCUUUGGACAUCAUAUAUCCGAGUAUCAUAAUGUUUUAAGUAUGUUUGAUUUGUCUAAAAUACCUGGUGAAAAGUGACAUUAUUUAAAAACUACUUAUCAUGUAUCCGAAAUAUUAUUUUACUCGGUUCUGUAUUCACGACUAUAAUGACCUAUAUAUGUUUUUGCACGUAAUUAUUGUUUUAUAUAUAAUUAUCUCUAUUGCCGUUUUAUUAUCGCAGUAUACAUUUUUUCUUUAUUAGGCGAUUAGAUAUAGUUGAAAUAAUUCUAUUAGUGCUAUUGCUGUAUGUAUGUAUGUAUGUAUGUAUGUAUGUAUGUACAUAUAUAUUAUAUGUAUAUAUGUAUAUACAUAUACACAUAUAAUAAAAUGCAUACAAUAUUUCUUAUGAUAUAAUUGGUGAUAUGAGUUUGUAAAUAUUAUUCGUUACUGUAUAUACGUAUGUAUACAUAUAUAAAGGUUGAAAAAUAGACGACAUACAGAGAGUAUGAUGGAAUGCUAUAAAAUUCAGACGGUUGAUAUUUUUAAUGCUUGACGUUAACCGUUAUGAGAAAAAACUUGCUCCCUACGUGUAAUUAUGUUCUUUACCUUUUAACGGAAUAUAACUAGUUUUUAGGUCUUAAUAAUUGUUAACUUAUAAAUGUAUCAACGCAAGUUUUUCAAAUCGUCGUUUUUUAUGCGCAUUGUAUAAAUUUGUAUUUAUAGUGAAAGAUUGCGUUUACAACCAUUUUCUAAUUGUGAAACGAGAAGAACAAAAGUCAUAUUAAUCUAUAGGUGCAAGAAAUAAGUGAAUGUAAAUUAGGAAAUGGUGCUUCCAAUCUUUACUGUUAUUCCAUCAAUGUUGAAUCGAGUCUUUCCAAAGAGUGGAAUACGAAAGAAACGUAUGAAAUAAUGUAAAUAGUCGGUAUGAGUGGCCGUGUUAUGCAUGUAUAAUAUAUAUAUACAUACACAUAUACAUAUAUUAUAUAUGUAUACUGUACGAUGUCAAAGAUCGAAUUUUUAUUCGAUUAUUCUAAUUUUUGUGCCGGCAGAUUAAACUUGCCGUUUUCUUCAUUGUUCGACGGCAGAUAUACUAUUCAAAUAAAAACAAACAGAAUAUUUAUACUUUUCGUUUAACUGGACACUAAAAUACAAUAAACAUGAAAUUACAAUGACAAACAAAUGAAACAUCACGCAAAUAUCAGUAACCAUUUGUGUGAGAAAACGAGAAGAUAAUUUGGUUCGUAAUCUUGAUGGGAAAGCAAAUUCUUCGUGGCGAUCAUUGUUAUAGGCAAUUCAUGUUUGGAAACUCUCAGAGUCGACCUUGUACCGGAUAAAAGCUGCAAGAUAUCUAAUCGUGAUUGUACAGACGUAAAUAAAAAUGACUCAAGCGAACAGUA